Molecule: messenger RNA, 864 nt
Organism: Fusarium falciforme
Lineage: Eukaryota; Fungi; Ascomycota; Sordariomycetes; Hypocreales; Nectriaceae
Product: Protein ARV
Exons: 4
Coding region: 1-864 (287 amino acids)
Biological process (GO): intracellular sterol transport; sterol metabolic process; sphingolipid metabolic process
Cellular component (GO): Golgi apparatus; cortical endoplasmic reticulum
Source: RefSeq, a predicted model, not a curated record
AUGCCCAUCUGCAUCGAGUGCCGACACCCCGUCAAGACGCUCUGGACGCAAUACUCUGGAGCAGGGGACAAGGCUAGCGGGCACAACAUCCGCCUCACUGUGUGUCGCAACUGCGGUCAGUUCUGCGACAAGUAUGUCGAGCAUGACUUUGUCGUGCUCUUUAUUGAUCUGGUGCUCAUAAAGCCCCAGGUUUAUCGUCACUUACUGUAUAAUACUUUGACGAGCGAUGAUGAUCGUUUGGAUCCUUCCAUAGUUCGUCUGGGAAUCCUUUUGCUUCUAUUCGACGUCUACUUGACCUGGGCUCGCAUCGAGAAGCAGACGGUGCCCGAUGCCGCGCCAGGCGAGAGCAACCUCGGAAAGCUCGCGCAACAGUCGAUUGUCUUUCAGUAUCUCUUCUUCCUGGUCUUCUGCGCCCUCUCCACGGCGGCGUUUCAUGUGAGCAUCCGCUUCCUCACCUCAUCCACAUUUUCACCUCUGAACGCCCUCGGCAUCUUCCCUCGGUACUCGCGGCCAAACUCGGUCUCGACCGCCCUGCUUGUCUCCUCCUACUCCAAGCUGUUCCCCAUUCUCAUGGUCAUCUGGGAAUACGAUGUCCCUGCCGCCGCCAGAUCACUCGGCUGGGCCGUCGUGGCCAACAACGUCGAGGCACUGCGCAUCCUCCUCGACUGUGGCUACACUACGGCAUGUCUUCUAGCCAUCGCAGGCGCGGCUUCGCGUUGGGUUGUUGGCCGUGUCGUCCUAUACGCUGCUGGACUCGCCGAUGUGGACUCGAUAGGCGGGAGCAACAUCGCCGAGGACGGGAGAGCAUUAUGGGCGCUGAUGAUAUACGCGAAGGAGUGGGCCAGUCGGCUUGCUGUCGGAUAG